GGGGCCGGCACCGCCGCGGCAAAAAUGAGCCUGCUGUCGGCCAUCGACACGAGCGCCGCCUCCGUGUACCAGCCGGCCCAGCUGCUCAACUGGGUCUACCUGUCGCUGCAGGACACGCACCAGGCUAGUGCCUUCGAUGCCUUCCGGCCCGAGCCUCCCGCUGGCGCCGCGCCCCCGGAGCUGGCCUUCGGCAAGGGCCGCCCCGAGCAGCUGGGCUCGCCCCUGCACUCCAGCUAUCUCAACAGCUUCUUCCAGCUGCAGCGCGGAGAGGCUCUGGGCAACAGCGUGUACAAGAGUGCCUCACCCUACGGCUCCCUGAACAACAUCGCAGACGGCCUCAGCUCCCUCACCGAACACUUCUCCGACCUGACUCUCACCUCUGAGGCCCGCAAGCCCAGCAAGCGGCCCCCACCCAACUACCUGUGCCACCUGUGUUUCAACAAAGGCCACUACAUCAAGGACUGCCCCCAGGCACGGCCCAAAGGAGAGGGUCUGACCCCGUACCAGGGCAAAAAGCGCUGCUUUGGCGAGUACAAGUGUCCCAAGUGCAAGAGAAAAUGGAUGAGCGGCAACUCGUGGGCCAACAUGGGGCAAGAGUGCAUCAAGUGCCAUAUCAACGUGUACCCGCACAAGCAGAGACCCCUGGAGAAGCCCGACGGCCUGGAUGUAUCUGACCAGAGCAAGGAGCAUCCGCAGCAUCUGUGUGAGAAGUGCAAGGUCCUGGGCUACUACUGCCGCCGUGUGCAGUGACCGCCACCACAACCGCCACACCCUGCCAGCACCCUGCCAGCUGCCUGGCCUGCUGGCCACCACUUUCCUGGCUGCUCAGCAGGACUGCAAGGCUCCUGGCCGGGCCAGGGGAGGGGGCAGCCUUCUCAGGCUGCCGGCCUGGUCUGGGGGCUCCUGGAGGCCUUGAGAAGUUUGACAGCAGGGCUGUGGGAGGCAGGGGUUUGUAAAGAAGUAAAAGCUGAGGUCAGAGCUGGGAUCCCUCGCCCUCCCCAGGCUCUUCUCCUGAGAGUCCCUUCUAAGUGAGCAGUCUUGUCUGGCCACCAGCGCACUAAAUGAACUGUGAAUCCCGAGAUCUGUAAUGGUGGGGGGUUGGGGGGAAUCAUCUCCUCAAAACCAGCCAGGUCAGCUCCCAGAACCUUCCAGCAUGCCUAUGUGACAAGCCCCUCGCUGAAUGCCCUAGUUUUCAAUCCUUCACCUGCCCUCACAGGGAGCAGACACCAUUCUGGCCACGGCUGGGGAGGGGCUUCUGUUCCCAACCACACUCAGAGCAAACCCCACCCACCUGGGACGUCACUGCAUUGCCCUUCAUCCAGGGUCCCCCUGAGCCUGGAGCACAGAGGGUGAACUGUUGGGCAGUGUUCUGUGAGUACAUCGUGCACCCCUCUAUUCCUGUGACUCCUCUGGUCCAGAGACAGUCUCCCACAGGCUUGGGUCCUUCCUUCUCUCCCCCUUGGUCUUUCACCCCCAUUAGGGGAGGGGGCUGUGAUCCUACCAAGGCUCCCAUAUAGAAGCUGCCCUGGCAGGAAGGACUCAGGGGCAAAGACAUCUCAUCUCUAGCCUCAGUUUCCCUGUCAGAGAGUGACACCAGACAGUAAAACCGACAGUGCCUGUCAGUUUUGAUGCUGUCCAGAUACCUCGCUGGGACAGAAAGCUUUAUUUGGGGGGAAUCCCAGGUUUGGGGGGAAGAUACCUGUCAGACAUUCCCCCAUCAGUCCUUUAGGAAGUCAGGGAGAGGGAAGCUGAGUCCACCCCUGUGACCCCUGUGUUUAUGUCCCCUUCCCUGCAAACACAGAAAAGGACCCUUCUCUUCACCUAAGUCUCCCCAAGCCCUCCUGGCUGGGGCAGGGGGCAAUGCCUGAAACAUGCCACAGAACCUCGCAUUUGAAAACCGGGGACAGUGAUUUCCUCCUACCUCCUAAGGGAGCCAAGAGGCCUCUGGGCACAUCGUAGGGCAAGUAGAAAUACACCCCUUCCCUUUCCCCAGUCUGUAGGUUGCCUUUUUCUCCCUGGGGAAGGAGAGAAUCAGCAACCAGGAUUGGUGGCUUGAUUUUUUUUCCCCCAACACUAUGACUCUGUAGGAAAAAGAAGAAAAAAAUAAAAAGAAGAAGAAGGAAAAGAAAAAAGAAAUCAGGCCACAAAAUGGUCCUGAAAUUCAAAUGUUUACCAUGGCUGGAGCAUACCUAUCUGGUGCCUAGUCGCCUUCUGUUUGCAAGUGAACAUGCUUUGUACAGUUGAAGAGUUACCGUAAAGUGUUAACCAAGGUCCAGGGAAUGAGUGAGAGACUGAGUGCUUCUAUAGGUGGAGCACUGCAGGAUGGGUUUUUUGGGGGGCAUGCCCUCUGAGCACUUAAGAUAUGGAUAUUUAUUUGCAGCCCUCCCCCAUACCCACCCAUUGGGGGCAGCAAGCCGCUGCAGAUAGCUUCAGCUCCCUCUAGGGACUGUCACCAAGGACUCCAAGCCAGCUGCUGCCCUAGGGGAAGAGCUGGGUGGCCAUGACCCAGUGUUUUUGUCCUCCAGAAGGAGCUGUUGCUGUCAAUCAUCCUUCUGAAUGUUGGGGGUUGGGGGUGAAGCGGUGUGCUUGUCUCAGCUGCGACAAUGAAUGGGGUCCCUUGGCUAAGGAGAUCUAAGACCUGCCAACCCGGCUGCAAAGGUAGGGAGGAAUCCCACACCCCGAACAGAACACAGACUCCAGACCACAAGAAGCCAGGCCAGCAGGAGAGCUGUCACCCCAAAGUGACCUUUUUGUUCGGUGGCUGGUCCAGCUGGCCGGCAUUACCCCGUAAUGACAUCUGUGCAGAGUCCUGCCUUUCCACCGCCACCUCCGCCUGGGGCAGUCCCUCCAUGCCUCCUUUCUCUCUGACUUUGGGAGCUUUCCAGGGUCAGCAAAAGACACCACUGCCCAAGCUAGUGCUUGGAGAAUUAAGUGCUCAGAGGAUCUGGUAGCCCAGGGGACAGGAAAGUGUGCAGUUGUAAUUAAGUUCAAAAGGGACAUUUGCGUGUAUUAAGUAGAUCUAGCGAUCUAGUUGAGAGGUUAUAGUGGAUGCCAUAUACAUGAAGUACUCAUAGCUCUAUUUGUGAAUUUGUAUUUAUUUUGAGUUAUACUUGACACAGAAUUCCUUUUUUUUUAAAAAAAACAAAAUAAAAAUACUAUGUGUGUAUUAUGAAGGGGAAAAAUUCACAGAUGUUAACAUUUCUGAAUGACCAGUUUUUGUCACAACACUGAAUUUGGUAGCUUCUCAUGAGAAAAAAAAUCUUAUGGUGAUUUUUUUUGUCUGUAUAUAUUUGAGGGCCUUUUUAAAAAAAGA
Messenger RNA from Dipodomys ordii (Ord's kangaroo rat), 3313 nucleotides. RefSeq names its product zinc finger, CCHC domain containing 24 (gene Zcchc24). The record is from RefSeq and is a predicted model, not a curated record. NCBI's taxonomy places the organism in Eukaryota, Metazoa, Chordata, Mammalia, Rodentia, Heteromyidae. Bases 25 to 750 code for a protein of 241 amino acids. The transcript is spliced from 4 exons. Gene Ontology annotation, molecular function: zinc ion binding; nucleic acid binding.